AGAAUACCAGGGCAAUUACCAUGACAAGCCACAAUUAAUUAGAGCUAUGUUAGAUACCCAAUUUUCUUCAAAUUUAUUUAACCAAUCAGAAAAAGAAAAUAUAAGAUUACCACAAACUCCUGGCAUCCUGAACCCAACCACAUGUAUAAAUGUUAACGAUGUCAUUUUGUUUAUUGCUUCGAAACACAAUUUCCCUAUGUAUGAUGUGAACAAUUUAUACAACACAAACCCUCAUUUUGACUGGGGGAAAUUUCGAGAAAUAGCAGAGGAGAUAUUGCUCUCCCCACAACCUUUUCUUUAUUUCAUGUAUCAGUUCCAGGAGCCAGGAGUCUAUGUCAUAAAGUUAAGCAGCAAUCACUAUAAGAAGAUGUACAUUAGAGUCAUGCUAUAUGGAGGACAUUGCUAUGAAGAAGGACCCUUUUUCCCCUCUUCUCCAAGGCAUUUCAUCCGAAAUGGAAUUGCAAGAAUCCCUCCUCUUCUUCUAAAGCCAGACUGGCCAGCUAUAAUUGGCAUAACUGCAGGUCUCUUGCUUAUUCUGAUUAUCAGCAUUCUGUUUCUACUUUGGUUUCAAGACUUGGGCUGGACACAGAAGGUUAAUGACAACCCCCAAUUCCGGAAGCUACAGCUCAAAUUUAACUUUGAUAGUUAUUCUUCCAAGGGGUCUUCUGUAACAAUACUUAAAAAGCUGCAUCCUAGAAUGAGAAUUAAAGGCUAUAUGAGCAGAAAAUCGGAUGAAUCAGAUAAAAAGAAGUGUCAUAAAUUGCUUGAAGAUGAUGAAUUUUGGGACUAUGAACAGCAGAUAGAUAUGGAAUGUUUUAACACACAAAUCUUUUAUGAUAUUUUACUAAAGCAAUCUCUUCUGGUUGCUUCCAGACUUGGCCAACUUAAGGAAGAGGUAAAGACUUUCUAUGAAAAGCUUGUAUAUGAAGUGAGCGCUUUCAAAGAAAUCUUUAUGAAACAUCUAAACAUAUCUGGCUACAUGAAACGUUAUGCAACGUCGGUUAUGGAAGACUACACAAGAGUGAAGGAAGAGGCCGAACUGGAGAUAGCAAGGAGAAAGAAGAUUGCUGCAGAAUAUGAAGAUUUCCUUAAUAUGCAACUGCAGAUUUUACAUCAGGAUCUGAAAUCCCAGGAAGACCAUUGUACUGGGUUUAAUGGAGCACUAAGAGAAUCUGUCAGAAUACUAGAGAUGCUCAAAGACAAAUAUUGCACUGAAGAGACUGAUGCUAAGCAGAGUACAUAUUAUUACCGAAAGCUCUUGCUGCAGUAUGAAGCAGUGUGUAACAGAAUGUACAAUGCAGUCAUGAAGGAGUGUGAGCGACUAAAAUCCUGGGGAGUAUUGGGAGAAGGAACAGGAGCACAGCUUGUCAACAAGGAAAAGACCAGCCUGCUUUCAAAAGAGGAUAUUAUAGCUCUGGACGGUUCAUUAAGAGAAUGUGAUCUUGUAUAUAUAAAUCCAUUGCAUGGGCUAAUUACCCCUACUAAGCAUUCUGUAAUGAUGCUGCCCAGUCAUUAUCUAACCCCGGUUCCUGGUGACCACUUUGUACACAGUGAAACAGGGAGGGUGCUUCCUGUUGUUGGGAAUGUUGGAUAUGAUCCAAUCUCCUCCCAGUUAAUCCCAAGUGUAGACUCUGCAAUUGCUGAUAUUUGGAAGACAGAACUACCCACACUUCCCUACAUUCCGUAUCCUGUUUGCCCAGACACAGGUCUACCAGUGGAGUGCACUCUGCCAAGUUUCCACCAUCAAGGAAAAGGUGAAUGCUUUCAGUCUAUGGUGGAUGCAACAUCUGGGAUGGAAGUGCCAAUACUGGCAGUGACAAUACAUCCACAAACUCACAUGUGGUUGGCUGUGGGGGGUACAUAUAUUCAUCCUCUUACACAGCUUCUUUCACCAAUUGAAAUUGGCGGCCCUGUGAUGGAUUUUAAGGAAGAGAGAAUUUUCCCAAUUUUAGGAGUUCAGCUAGACAGCAACACAGGCCGUGUACUGCCACUAGGGGGAUUAAUGGCUCCCACUGGUAGAAUUUCCAUUCUAGGAGACAUUUUCACUGAGCCUCUGAGUGGAAAGAAGUGCAGAAUCCAGGGGGCUGUUCUGCACCAAGGGAAACUGUCACCUCAUGCAGGCAGCUACCAGUCUCUUCUGGAGACAAACAUGCUUCUGUCUCAAAUAAAGGUUAUUGAAAUUAUUAAGAGACACAAAGACUUACUGUAUGAAGAUGUGCCAGUUUUGGAAGAGGAUUUUGAUCACAUUUAUAAAACUCUAAAUAAAGCAGUGGAAACUAUGAAGAAGUCAUCGAUGGUUAUGGAGAAGCACAAUAUGUGUAGGAUGUACAAUUUAAGAAUCCACCACAAAGUAGCAAGUGAUAUUAAACACUGUGGUGGAAACCUAGGAAUGGUAAUGUAUCCUAAAACAGAGCUGUGGAUACCAGCAGUUCUUGGAAUGGAGAUUCCUGACCCCGGACCCUCGGAUUUGAUGGUGCCGAUUCUGGGAGUGGAGUAUGAUUUUAACAAAGGCCACCUUAUUCCUCUUGCAGGAACAAUGGUAGACUCUGAUGGAAAUGGUCUUAUCGCCAUCAAAAUGGGAGCAAACACCAUAGAUCCACUUACAGGGAACAGAGGUCCUGUGGUUAAUGCAAGAAUAAACCCUAUGACAAGAAGUGUGGUGCCUGUUGUACGUACAGCAUGUGUACAAGAAAGGGAUUCUUACAUGCUGGAGGUGACUGAGAAGGAGCUGUCCUUGAGGGAGGAAUUUUGGCAUAGCCAGAAGGAUAAGGAAGAUGAUCUGAUGAAGGAAUUGAAUCAUAUAACAAUGUACACAAUUGAUGCUGCAAAAGAACUGAAGAUACAUAAGGUUAAAGUGAAGGAGAGGAUGUUAUCACUUGAAGCAGCCUGUCACUCACUAGAAGAAACCUCUCUGUUUGAAACCCAAAGAAGAGCUGCUAGGAACCUUAAUACAUUAACGCUUAAUGCUAGUCAUAUACCUUUUCUGGAUGAUAGCACAGAAGAGAAGGAGCAGCAGAUGAUGGUGACCCUGGUUGUGAGAAAAACUAUUGAAAGACUAAUACAAUUUGCUGACAAGAUGGAACAGGAGACUGAGAGGCUACACAGACAAAUUAAUGAAUGGCAGAAAGGCAGGAGGAACGCUGAGGAAACAAUGAACACCAAACACAGAAUGGUUUUGCUGCACUUAGUUGAUGAAUUUCAAGAUCACAUUAUGAAAAGACUUGCUGGUGUGGACUUUGCCUAUUGUAGGCUGGAGUAUUUAAGAGAACAUGACAGACUACAGGGACUUUUGGCCAAGUCUUUUUUAUUAGGUUCAGCACCCUAUUUUAUCAAUCCACAAACAACAUAUUGGAAUGCAAGAGGAAAAGGUUUCAAAGAUAUUCACCAAACAAUGAUUCCUUUGCUGAAGCACAUGAUUCAUAUCAUGGAAGACAAGAAAAAUUCUGUGUUAUUAUCUGAUGUGAAAUUUCCAGUCUCAGGUUACUCUUCAAGAAGUACUUUAAAAGCAUCAGCAGCAAACUGCAAUUUCAGUGAGGCAUCAAGUGGGAUAUCUAAACUUCAACCAAGCGCUCCUUGGCUCAACCAUUCUGAAAUUUUUUAUAGGCAUCAAGAUUAUUUUUUUAGGUUUCUUAUUGAGAAACAUGCAGGGGAGCUUGUCCAUUUGGAACAGUUGCUGGUGGCAGAAGAAAUAAACAGGAUCUGGAACUUUUAUGAAACUUACAAAGAAAAUAUUACUGCAGCAAUAAUAGAGGGAUUUCCCAAAGUGGCUCAAACUGCAGGCAAGAAAAGUCACCCUAUUACUAGAGACCUUAGACCUGAAAAGGAGACGAUUAAAGCAGAGAUGCAGGCAUUGGAAAGGAGCACAGAUUUGUUCUUUGAGUGGGAGAGGCUUGUUGAGGAUCUGGCUGGUGUGCACAGAAAUGCUCUAAACAUGUUGCAUCAAAGGCACCAGGAAGAAGUCAAAACUGUGGGACUGAACCCGGAUACUGUAAUACCUGGAAAUUAUUUCAUGAGAGAUAUGAAAACUGCCCUUGCCCAGCUUGCCACAGACAUGCAAGUAGUAUAUGAAUACCCAUACUAUAAGGACGUUCAAAAGACGCAGGAAAUGUCAUCUUCAGCUUCUAAAUUAUUCCCAGAUGAUAAGGACCCUCACUAUCAUCACUAUAGAACUAUCGCUGCAAAAUUUGUAAAGCAAGAGUUAUUGACACAGAUUCAUACCUAUGAGAUAUUGGAUGAAUACAAUAAACUGCAGGUUGCUAACUGUAUUGAGGAUGUCCAGAAGAGCUUUUCCAGUUUAGGAUAUAUGCCUUGGUCAGGAAAAGCAGCAGCUGAGAAAGCAGCAAACAGCUUAGAAGAAAAUUAUAGUGAAAAACUCGUAACAUUUUUAACAAAGUCCUACAAAGAAGAACAGAUCCAAAACAGACAGAUAUCGCUUAGUGAAAUGCAGUCCCAAUUGAAAGAAGAACACAAUUCACUAACAGAGAAAUUGCUCCAGGAGAAAAGUACAUUUCUGUUCAGUGAAUUGACAAGUUCACAAACCAGAAGAAAUGUGGAGCACAUUGUAUGUUCGGUCCUCUCUCACAGGCACCUUCGUCAGAUAGUCAUACUUCUGCAAGAUGCAUUUCCAACCCCAAAGGAAGUAGAGGAAAACACAGGAGUAAAUUGGAAAUUCUAUGAAGACAUUAUGGGGAAUUGUGAAGGUUAUAUUUUAAGUUUAUUGCAAGACAAAGGGGAAACAAGUUUGCUGUUCAUGGAGCUAUGCCAUCUAUUGAAAAGAAUACAGCUAAGAGAAUGUCAUCUUGAAGAAAUAGCAACUGCACUGAAAGAAUACUGCUCUGAUAAGGUCCCUAUUCUACCUUGUGUUGAAGAAGCACACUACUUGGCCAAUGAACUUCACAUCUUGAGAGAGCAGAAGUUGAAGAAACUUGUAGAAGAACUGAGUGUGUUAUCCGAAAACCUAAAAGCAAAUAAAAAGUCUAGCUCUCAAGUGAUAGAAGGAAAGGAAGAGAAAGCUAAACAAGAAAAAGAAUUGCUGAAAGGAUUGCAAGAGAAGCAGGCUUCAUUGGAACAAGCACACAGGAAGCAGAUCUCAGAGGAGCGACUGGCCCUCCAGGACCAGCUAGAACGUGGGGAACUUAGUGGUUUGAUGAAGCAGAAACUUAUUAAGGAUCAUGAUGAAACAGUCGCAUUCUUGGAAAAAACUCUACAGAGAGAACUUGAGAAGCUGAAUAUGGAACUAGAAAAAGAGCUGGUGAAGAAUAGACAAGACAAAACAAUCCAUUUAAACUCAUUGCCAGAGACAAGUGACUUACAGAAUCCUCAUCAGAAUAUUUUAGCCCUUCUGGCAGACAAUAUUAGCAUAUUUCAGCAAGCAGAACAAAUUGCAGCUUGUAGAAUAACUCUCUUGGGCCCGCAGCUGUUUUCUUCAUUUGGAGCCCCAGGUGAGAAUGUGCCCAAAGCUCUAGAUUCAUCUCCUGCCCUUACUCUACUCAAGGAAGUGGAUGCUGAGCUACGAGCAAAUGCUCAGAGAGCUAAAAUAAUUCAAGGGUGUAACGAAGCAGGCAAAGAUAAAGGAAAUGAAUUUAGAGAUACAAUGGAUUUGCAACUUACCUUUAAAGAAGACCUGACACCAGUAAAUCCAGAGCAAUUAACUACAAGAGAGUUUGUGAUUUACCAGUAUGGUAUCUACAUCCUGCAGUUGUUACAGUCACAUAUCCAAGAAAAAGAAAUAAACCUAUACAUUACCUCCAGAUUGCCUGGGAAUGAUCACAAAGGGAAUGCCUUUGGCCACUCUUUUUAUUAUCAGAGUUCAGGGAAUAAUCUGUUUGUGUCACGUGAGUAUCUGCAGUCUGUUGGAAGCUUCGUCCUGCUGCUUGUGCACUGUGUAUCUCAUAUUUCUGCUAAAGAUUUCAGUGAUGAUUCCAACCCCUGCUUCCUACGAAUUUUCUAUCAGGCAUUAAAGAUUUGCUUGGGUGACUGCUUCGCUGCCAGAUUUCAGAGAGCAUCACUGGUGAAUAAACCCAGUUCCAACCUGCAAGAAACUCAAGAGACAGAACAACAGCAAGCAGAAAAAAGUUCAGAUUUCCUCAGUAAACUCUUUUUAUUCAAAUUAAAGUCAUCCACACAAAAGCCAUUCUUUAAAGGGACAUGGAAUAGGUGUAAAGAAAUGAAGUCUUUGCAAGCAGUUGAGAUAUUUCUCAGACACAGAGUGGCUACAAUGAAGAGAGAAUUUUCAACACAGACCAGCGAAAACUCUACCCAGCAUAUCAACUGGACACCACCGGACGGAGAUAAUCUAAAUCAAAUUAUCAGUCUACAGCACAUGGAAGAAUAUCUAGACCAACUUAAUUCUGACUUAAUAAAGGUACUGGAAAAAGAAAUUAAAUUUAAAAACAUUGAUGGCCAGCAAUGCUAUUUCCAAAUGUUAUUGUUGGAAAAGGAAUGCCUGAAGAAGAAAAUAAUGAAUUUGGAGGACAAACUUUCUGGAAUGAACAUUAUAUUGUAACACCACAAGUGAUGUGCUGAGGUUGGCCCAAACCCGCCGGCCUGAUAUCCGCAGGUCGGGCGGGUUUUAUUCAACCUCAGCACAUCACUUGUGGUUUGCUGAGGUUUCACUAGAAUCCGCCCCUGAGCUUGAAAAAUCUGAUAGUUAUGGCUGCACCCACUGUGUUAACAAAGCGGAAUUCGGUGCAAAACUGCACUGCCCUGUGUGGCACUAACCUAAAUCUUUAACACCAUUACUGGGAACUCAGGCACUUGGUCUUGUCCUGUUUGAGGAAAAAAGAAGAAAAUCGUUAUCAUUCUUACCAACAUAAUCUCUGAGAAGCAGUUCUGACAAACCCUCUUGUUUCUCAUAGCAGUGUUAUGACAAGCUCUGCAGCGUCUCUCAGAAUCAUGUCUAUCAGGUUCUUCAGAGAGGGCAGAUUUACUAAGAAAAAAUAAUUAAACAACUACAGUAUAGGAGUUCCUUUCACAUAGAGGAAUAAACAUAAAUAAUAAUCAGUCAAGCACUCACUCACAAUUGCUACGAUUGGUGUCUGCCAACUAUUUCAUGUUCAGAACAUCCGAUUUGUAUUUUAAGUGCUUUAUCCUACAGUUUCAGUCUGAAUGUUAGUUUCAUUGCACUUACACGUAUGACUGAUAUCUGAAUGUUCGUCGGAAGAAGACGUGCAUGCCCACUUUAAGUUGGUUAUCCUUCUGUCUGGGCUUAGGGUUUCAAUAGGGAUAUAUCCAUUAGUGUUUUAUCUUAAUCAUGUUGAAGGAGGAUGGACAGAAAAACCCCAAGAGGGUGCAAUGCCUGUGAAAAUGGAUACCUCUUUGUCUCCAAGCAGGACAAGAUUAGUUAUAGGUAAGACUCUAGCAGCCAAUCCAAAGGAAAGCAGAGAAGCUUUUCACAAACAUGCACAUUAAUACAAACUUGAUUUUUUAAUUUUCAGUAAAAGAGCUUGUGAGGUCUCAGUUUAUCCAAAACUCAGCCCAUGAGCUGCACUAACUCUACCAAUGCCCCACAAGCCCUGCUCCUUUUACCAUCCUCUGUCAUGGAGUCCCUGACAGCAGUACCCCCGAUGGCCACCCUGGGUAUAGUCACAUGCAUACCAAAAAAUGGAAUCUUCAACUAUUUGGAAUCCUUAGCUAUAACAUUUUCAAUAGUAAACCAAGACUUUUUUUCUUUUUAAACUAAGCUACAGUAUUUUUCAAAAUUGUAGACAUACCGUAUAUAUUCGAGUAU
Xenopus tropicalis (tropical clawed frog) is the source of this 7729-nucleotide messenger RNA. RefSeq lists its product as uncharacterized. Lineage: Eukaryota; Metazoa; Chordata; Amphibia; Anura; Pipidae. The coding region runs from base 47 to 6505 and encodes 2152 amino acids. The transcript is spliced from 37 exons. The record is from RefSeq and is a predicted model, not a curated record.